AUGAUUAUGUUUUCAACCAGAGGUGUUGUGGUGUUUCAUUACUUCGGCGCAUGUCUGAUGUCUUUGUGCUGUUGCCAGUUAUUGGAGAUCACCGAGGCGUAUGGAAUUGUGAAAGUUUCCCCAGCAAACUACAGCGCGUUUCAAACGUCUCGCAUAGAGGAUCCGGGGUUGUUCGUUCCUGCCGUGCACAUGACCAUUGCUGAGGAUAAAAAAGUGGACAGGGAAGCGCUGGCUCAGUAUGUUAAAAACGUUAACUGCAUCGUCGAGUCUCCAGACAGUGGCCUGGUCAUGACCAAGCCGUUAAAGUAUGUGCCGUCGCAGCGUUGA
Messenger RNA from Sphaeroforma arctica JP610, 327 nucleotides. RefSeq lists its product as hypothetical. The transcript is spliced from 2 exons. NCBI's taxonomy places the organism in Eukaryota, Ichthyosporea, Ichthyophonida. Bases 1 to 327 code for a protein of 108 amino acids. The record is from RefSeq and is a predicted model, not a curated record.